AUCCAACCAAAAACACCGUAUGAUUUUCACCCGUAAAGACUAAAGUCAUAUUGGACCUAUGGCUUUUGUUUUCUUUUCUUUUUAAAUUCAUGAUGCUUCAUCCAUUUACCUUUUUCAUUUUUUGUUUUUUCUUUUAACACAAAAGAAAAAGCCCUGUGAUGAACCAUGAUUCAUGAUGGCUCUCUCUCUCUCUCUCUCUCUUUUGGGUGGGACAUGGUUGCUGUCCAUUACCGUGGAAAUAACGCUGCAAAGUUCCAUUGCUAUUCCCGGUGCUAACGAGCUGAGGAAGCCCACUUAUUUGAUUUAGUUGUAUUCGCUUCUGUGACAAGGGAUCGAGACUUUAGAAGAAUUCAAGGAGAAAUUGCUGACAACUUAGAUCUACAGCUUAAUAAGGAGACUGAAGUUGGGAGAGCAAGGCAACUAAAGGAUUAUCUGAAGAAAAAGAAGAGGAUUCUUGUGAUUUUAGAUGACAUUUGGUCGAGGCUAGAUUUGGAUGAACUUGGAAUUCCUUUUGAAGAGAUGAAGAAUGAGGCAAGUUCAGUUGGUGAAGGACAGAUGCAAUGCAAGAUUCUCUACACAUCUAGAUUUCUUGAUGUCUUAUCACGUGACAUGGAUACUAAUCAAAAUUUUGAUGUUCGCCCAUUGCAAGAUGAAGAAGCACGGGAGCUUUUGAAGAAGAUAGUUGGUGAUGAAAUUGAAACUUCUGGCUUGCAGCUUACAGCAGAGGAGAUUGCCAAAGAAUGUGCUGGGCUACCACUAGCCAUUCAAUCUCUUGGCAAGGCUUUGAGAGGAAAGGAAUCUUAUGAAUGGAGGGAUGCUCUGCUACAACUGAAAAAGCCCUCUCCAGAGAACUUCAUGGGGAUCUCUGCCAAUGUUUAUUCUGCAAUUGAAUUGAGUUACAAGUAUUUAGAAGGAGAAGAACUAAAGCAAACUUUCUUGCUUUGUAGUCUGUUCGGACAGAAUGCUUAUAUAGAAGACUUGCUAACAUAUGGUAUUGGCUUGGGCUUAUUUCAGAAUGUCAGCACAAUAGGAGAAGCACGAGACAGACUACUAACACGGGUUAGAAAUCUAAAAUCUUGUUCUUUGCUGCUUGAUGGGAAUAGCGAGACUCACGUUAAAUUGCAUGAUAUUGUCUUUGAUGUCGCGGUGGCCAUUGCCUCAAAGGACCACCAUGUGUUGUCAUUAAUAGAUGACAACGUACCCCAAAAGUGGUCAGAUAGGGAGGCCAUGGGAGAUGUCAAAUGGAUUAGUAUGCGACAUGCUAAUAUUAGUGAGCUCCCUGAUGAGCUGGAAUGUCGGCAACUUACCUUAUUCCAUUUAGCUAGCAAGAAUCCUUCUAUGAAAAUUCCAGACAAUUUUUUUCGGAGAAUGCCAAAUCUCAGAGUCUUGAAUUUUACCACGAGGUAUUUCUCAUCCAUUCCUUCAUCAAUUUGCCUUCUGAAAAACCUCCGUACAUUACAUAUCAAUCACAGUGCUAUAAAAGAAAUAGCUAUUGUUGCAGAGCUGAGUGGUUUGGAAGUCCUUAGCCUUUCAAGAACUGAUAUUGAAGAGUUGCCAACGGAAAUUGGACAUCUGACCCAACUAAAGUUUUUAGAUUUGAAUGAUUGUACCAAGCUCAAAGUGAUACGACCCCAUGUCUUAGAGAGUUUGUCCAGGCUAGAAGAACUGUAUCUGCAAAACAGCUUCAAUCAAUGGGAUGGUAACGGACUUGGAAACCAAAGAAAUGCUAGCCUUGCUGAGUUGAAGAAUUUGCAUAACCUAGUUGCCUUAGAUGUGCAUGCAUGUGAUGUCCAAAUUAUUCCAGAAGACUUAUUCUCUGAAAGGUUGAAUCGAUACAAGAUAUUCAUUGGAGAGGUGUGGAACAGAUGGGAUGGUUCUUUCAAAGGCUCAAAAAUAUUGAAGCUGGGGUUGAAUACAAGAAUUACUCGUGACCAUUCUAUUUGCAUGUUGAUAAGGAAAACAGAAGAACUACAUGUUGAGAAACUGAAGGAUGUGAAGAAUAUAGUUCCUGAGUUAGAUGUUGAAGAUUUUCAGGAACUGAAGUGUCUUUACGUUAAAAAUGCUCCUGAGAUUCAGCAUAUCAUUAAUUCAGUGGGGGAGAUUCCUUGCCAUGUAUUUCCCUUCUUAGAAGUACUAUUUCUUCAGAAUUUGGAUAGUAUGGUGAAGAUUUGUCAUGGCCAUCUUGCAGAAACAUCUUUUAGAGGAUUGAGAACUAUAACCAUUGAAUUUUGUCAUCAGCUAGAGAGUUUGUUCCCGUUCUCCAUAGCUAGACGACUUCUUCAACUUGAAGAAAUUGGAGUAACAUGUUGCUUUAACAUGUUAGAGAUUGUUGAUGAGGAAGGGCAAGUGACCACUAAUGAUAUAGCUGAAGCAGAUGAGAAUUUCGAGUUUGCCCAUCUACAGUUCUUGAAAUUGCAGUGUUUGCCAAAGUUCAUUAGAUUGUGCCAUGGACUUGUGGAAGCAAAUGAUUCAAGGUCCAAGCCUGUAUCACUUUUCAAUGAAAAGAUUGUCUUUCCAAACCUCGAGAAGUUGGAGUUGUCCUCGCUCAACAUUGAAAGUAUAUGGAGCAGUCAGCUUUCUGCAAAAUCCUGCUGUUUUCAGAGUCUGACGGAUUUGAUCAUUGAGGGCUGUGAUUAUUUGAAACACCUGUUGUCAUUCUCUAUGGCUAAAUGUCUAGUUCAGCUUAGAUACCUUCGGAUAGAAAAUUGCAAGAGGAUGAGAGAGAUAAUUGCACCAGAGUAUCCAGAAGAAAUGGAAGAUUUGAUUUUGUUCCCCAUGUUAAACGACCUGUAUAUGGGAGAUCUUGAAAACCUUUGUAGAUUUUGCUCCGGAAACUAUAGUAUUGAAUUCACAACCUUGAAGAAAUUGUUUAUAGACAAUUGUUCAGCAUUGAAUGGGUUCAUAGUCAAUGUGGGCACAGAUUUCACAGGUGGAAUACAGCCCCUCUUUAAUGAAAAGCUUGCCAGAUUAUUGACAUCAGUGGAGGAGUUAAGGGUAAGAGAAUGUGAUAGUCUAGAAGAGAUAUUUGAACUUGGGGAAUUGAAUGUGGAAGAGUCACAUGCUGUGGUAAACACUCGGUUAAGAGAUUUGUCUUUGUGGUAUUUACCAAGGUUGAAGCAUUUGUGGAGCAGGGAUCCCUGCAGAAUUCUCACUUUCCUGAACUUGUGGUCCGUGGCAGUUGCCCGUUGCAAGAACCUCAAAAAUAUAUUUCCAGCUUCAUUGGCUAUGGACCUUCAGCAACUUGAAGUGUUGAAGAUAGAAGAGUGCGAUGUGAUGGAGGAAGUUGUAGCAUUGGAAGUAGGAGAUGAAGCAGUUCCUAGGUUUGCGCUUCCUCAUUUAUCUACUAUUGAGCUGCGGGAUCUACCAAGUCUCAAAUAUUUCUAUCCUCGAAAACACAUAAUAGAGUGCCCCAAGUUAAAAGAUUUCUAUGCAUAUGGUUGCGGCUCUUCAGUAGAAACAAAAGGAGAAAGGCUUGGCAUAUCUCCGAUUCAACAACUGCUUUUCUCUAUGGAAAAGGUCUUUCCUAAAUUAGAGAACCUGUCAUUAACAAGUGAUGACUUAGCAGUGAUAUUUGAUGAGCAAUUUCCAAGGGACCUCUUUUGCAAUGUUAAAGUUCUUCGUCUUCUUUCUUAUAGAGAUAAAUCACCUGUGUUUUCAAUUCGCUUCCUUCAAUGUUUCCGCAAGCUGGAAAAGCUUUAUGUAUCUAGUGCUGAUUUGGAGGAGUUAUUCCCUUCUGAAGGAGACGCUAAUGGUCAGGAGAACUGUGUGGGAACACAGUUACAUAUUAGAGAGUUGAAUUUGAACUCACUUUAUAAUCUGAGGCACAUAUGUAACCAAGACUCAAGAGGAGCUGACCUAAUUCUUCAAAAUCUUAAAAUUCUGAAAGUGGAGUUCUGUCGUGGCUUGAUUAGCUUAACAGCAUCUACGGUACCUUUCCACAAUCUCACCACUUUGGAUGUAAAGCAUUGCAAAGGGUUAAGAAACUUGGUUUCAUGCUCAACAGCUCAAAGCCUGGUUCAACUUGAAACAAUGAGCAUAGCAAAUUGUGACUCGCUGACUGAAGUAGUUGGAGACGAAAGAGAUGGCUUAGAAGAUGAGAUCAUUUUUAUGAAAUUGAAAGUUUUGAAACUCAUAGGGUUAGCAAAGCUCACAAGCUUCUGUUCAAGACUUAAUUUCACCUUCAAUUUCCCAUGUUUAGAACGCUUGGUUGUGAAUCACUGUCCCAACAUGGAGACCUUCUGUAAGGGAGUCCUAAAGACUCCAAUGCUGCAGAGAAUAUCACAAUAUAACAACGAUGAGGGGCGUCUGUUGGGUGAAUUGAAUAGCACCAUAAAUCAAUUGUAUGAAGAAAUGGUUGGAUAUGCUGAGUUAUGCCGUGUGAAACUCUCGGAGCUUCCUAAAUUGAUGGAAAUAUGGAACAAGAACCCUCAAGAUAAAUUGAAUUUCCAAAGGAUUUUUUGGCUGGAAAUUUGUAACUGUGAUAGCUUUAGAUACCUCUUAACUCCACCCAUGGUGUUGAGUCUUUCUGAACUCAAGGAAUUGAGGGUACACAACUGUGAAAUGAUAGAGCAAAUCAUCACAGAAGAGGAAGAGGUACCAGAAAAUAAAAUGAAAUUCCCUCGGCUAUGGUCCCUUACCCUGACGUCUUGUCCCAACUUGACAAGUUUUAUUGUGGGAAGUCAUAAACUUGAGUUUCCAUCAUUGCGGUCUAUCAACAUGGAUAAUUGUCCAAAGAUGGUAUCUUUUUCAACAUUUUCAAUAAUGCAAGAGAAAGAGACAACUAUUGGAGGAAGUGAAGAAAGGCUUGAUAUCCCUACUGAACCAUUUUUCAGUGAUAAGGUGAGAUUCCCUAGGUUAUGGAUCCUUAUAAUUCAAGGGAUGAGGAGCUUGAUCAGGAUAUGGGAUGAACAACUUGAUGAAGAUUCCUUCCACGAACUACUUCUUCUACAUGUAGAACAUUGUGAAAAACUAGUGAAUAUUUUUCCAGUUAAUAUGGUAGGGAGGCUACAAAACCUAAACGAGCUGCUGAUAAGGAAUUGUGUUUCACUAGAAGAAAUAUUUGAACCUCAAGGGCAUGCUGAUGAAUCAAAAGCACAAAUACCUGCUCAAUCAGCUUUAGUUGAAACAGCCCCUAAUUUUGUAUUUCCAAAAGUAACAUCUUUGGAUCUUCAGUGCCUACACAAUCUCAAGAAUACUAGCUUCAGAACAAGUGGAGAGAGCCAACUUGAAAUCCAAAUUGAACGCGGUUUGUUUUGGGUCAGUAAGGCUACAUUCCCCAAUCUAGAAGAACUGAUAGUGGAGCAGAAUGAUGACCUGAAAGAGAUAUGGCAUGAUGAUGAUGAUGUCAAGAAUGACAUUAUUUUUACCAAACUGAAGUUUUUGCAAAUUAAAUGUCUUCCAAGACUAGCAAGCUUCUGCUUAGGGAAUUGCAACUUUGAAUUCUCAUCUUUGGAAGAUGUAAUUGUGAUGGGGUGUCCAAAUAUGAUGACUUUCUCUGGGGGAGAAGUAAGUACACCUAACCUGCAAAAAGUAAAAUUCACAGAAGAUGAAGGUGUAGAAUGUUGGGAAGGUGGCCUUAACCCCACAAUACAACAGUUGUUUGUGAAAAAGGUUGGAUAUGCUAUGGUAAAACAUCUGAAACUCUGGCAAUUUCUUGAGUUGAUGGGAAUAAGGAGCAAGAAACCUCAAGAAAUCUUAAAUUCCAGUUGGCUUUGCUUUUUAGAAAUUUGUAAUUGUGGUAACUUGAGAUACUUGUUAACUCUUUCCAUGGCAUUGAGCCUUGUUUCUCUUAAAAAGAUGAAAAUACAAAACUGUGAACUACUAGAGCAAGUCAUCUCAGAAGAAGGGGCUAACUUGAAGGGUGGCAUUGUUUUCAACAAACUAAAGUCUUUGGAACUUAAAGGUUUAUUGAGACUUGGAAGCUUCUGUUUGGGUAAUUUCAACUUUGAAUUCACAUCUUUGGAAGAUGUAACUGUGAUGGCAUGUCCAUGUAUGAUGACUUUCUCUGGGGGGGGGGGAAGUAAGCACACCAAAACUGCAUAAAGUGAAAUUAACAGGAGAUGAUGAAGAUGAAGGAUGUUGGGAAGGUGGUCUUAACCCCACGAUACAGCUUUUAUUUACAAAAAAAGGUAGUCAUUUGCUCAAAAGAUUACCUUUUGUUUUUCAUUUUUAAUAGCUUUCUUAUGAUCAAAUCAAAAUAUGGUGCAAGGUUGUGGUUAACUUCAUAAAUUUUAAUUUUGAAG
Messenger RNA from Rubroshorea leprosula, 6242 nucleotides. Lineage: Eukaryota; Viridiplantae; Streptophyta; Magnoliopsida; Malvales; Dipterocarpaceae. The record is from the annotation of a GenBank genome assembly.